UGGUGGGUAUGUGGCAUAAUGGGGCUGCAGGUUUUUUCUGACCCCCCUACUACUACUGGUGGGUACACGGUUAAAAGAGAGACAGCCCCCAUUCCGGUCAAAGCAUAAUUUUGUAGUAGUAUCUGAAAGCAUGUCACCGGAAGAAACAGGAUGCAAGUCGUCACCGCUGGACAAACCUCUGUAUCAACUUACUGAAGAUGACAUUUCUCAACUCACUCGUGAAGAUUGCCGCUGUUACCUCAAACAAAAAGGGAUGAGAAGGCCGUCAUGGAAUAAAUCACAGGCGAUUCAGCAAGUCAUAUCUCUCAAGGCUCUCUUCGAGACGACGCCAGAUACAGACGCCGGAACUGGGAAGACCUCCGAUAUUCAUGUACAAUGUGUCCAGAGAGGGAAAGAUACUGCUGCAGAACUUUCUGAAUCGGCUGAAGAGACGGUGCCUGAUGGAAAAAAACAACAGGGAAAACCUGAUAUUUCCGGUCAUAUAACUGCCCCUCCGGUCACUGCUGUUGAUAAGUCAGCUCCUUCUAGAACAAUAGGAUCAGCAGAUACACCAGCAGGUCAAAUGAUAAUCUUCUACAGUGGCAAGGUGAAUGUCUAUGAUGAUGUGCCUGCCAACAAGGCACAAACAAUCAUGUGUCUUGCUUCAGGCCCCCAUUGUAUGCCUUCAGAAGCUCCAUCAAAUGCUACUCUAGCAGCUCGACAUUCAGCAUGCUGCUUACAAGCUGCAAAUACUAAACUACGCCCAGAUUCGGAUAUGGUACCGACUAUUCAAACAGUGAAAAUGAGUGAAGUUGCUCGAAUGCCUGUAGAAGAAAGCAACAGCUUAAAUGAUGACAAUCCCGAAGCAGUGGAGAGUCCAGCAAGCGGGAAAGCAUCAGUACAAAGAUAUCUUGAGAAGCGAAAAGACAGACUAUCUACUGCACCUACAGCAAGUUGUCCUGUACAAGAGAAUAUUCAGAUGAAUCCCACUUUUUCUAGUGGUAUCAAUGAUAGAGAGUUUACAAUGGUAGGAGAAAAGGUAGCACUUCUCUUUGGAGCAUUUCUUUGUUCGAGUUAUGCUUAUGAGGUCUCAGUAUCCUGUAUGAUGGCUUACGAUGAAGGCGGUGCGUCAGCAGUUUUCAACUCGCCUGAAUGUCCUCGGUGGGAUUUUUCUGCUGCUGUUAACAAUGAAACAGAUGACUGCCUAGUAGCGACACAUCAGGGGCGUAGGAAAUACCAAGAAGAUCGUAUUAGAUGCUAUCCGCAUGUUACUGUUCCUGUUUUAGGUGAAGAUGGGCCUAAUGAAGCUGGUGUGGGUAUAGCAGCAGUGUUUGAUGGACAUGGAGGCAAGGAAGCAAGUGAGAUGGCUUCUCAAAAGUUUUUAGAUUACUUUUUAUUGCACGUUGUUUUCAACACAUACAAGAAUCUCUUUUCACACAGUAAUGAGCAUGAAGAAGCAGGUCAACAUAGCUUGAAAUUCAAAGUUGAUGAUGAAUCGACACAUGGAAUUCUAGCGAAAGCCCUCUUGAGAACAAUCCAAGAUAUAGAUUCAGAGUUUUCCCAGGAAGCUUUGAAGAAUGACUACAUUUCUGGAUCAACUGCAAUAGUCGUUCUUUGGAUGAAUGGGCAGAUAUUAGUUGGUAACUUGGGUGAUUCAAAAGCACUCUUGUGCUCGAGGAAAACUCAUUUUGAUCAGGACAGUGAAGGUGAAUUGUUGACAAGACUUCAAGCUGAGGAACUAACAAGGGAUCACUAUCCCGAUAGGGAUGAUGAAAAGGCUAGAAUUGAAGCAGCUGGUGGGGUUGUCCUUCUUGUUGGCGUGCCUCGUGUCAAUGGUAUAUUAGCCGUCUCACGAUCUAUUGGAGAUAUUCGUCUGAAAAGGUAUGGAAUUGUUGCUGAACCAGAGGUCACGGGUUGGAGACGUUUGUCAACUGAAGACCGGUAUGUGGUGAUAGGAUCUGAUGGCAUAUAUGAGAGAACGAGUCCCCAGGAUGUCUGUAAUAUUUUGCACGAGACAUCCAUCGACUCGUCCUCCUGUCCAUCAUCAUCCUCUUUAGCAGACUGCAUUGUCCACAAUGCAUUUAGUAAAGGUAGCAGUGAUAACUUGUCUGUUAUUGUGAUUCCAUUGAGACAGAUAUCCCCUUCCCUGGAACACAAAGAACAGAUAUAAACUGUUCUUCAUUCAAGUAUUCCUUGCAAGUUGCAAAGAUGGUUGAGUAAUGAUUUAUUACUUACUUCAAGGGGAUUCAUAUGCGAGGGUGCUAACUACCCAAAUGUAUAAGCGUGAAAAACAGGCAACAAUCUCUUAAAUGAUAAAAAAUUGUGUUAUUAUAUUAACUGAAUACGUAAAUUCAAGAUGAUUGGCAUAUUUCUCGA
Lycium barbarum (goji berry) is the source of this 2355-nucleotide messenger RNA. Its product is annotated as probable protein phosphatase 2C 51. The transcript is spliced from 14 exons. Gene Ontology annotation, cellular component: cytosol; nucleus. NCBI's taxonomy places the organism in Eukaryota, Viridiplantae, Streptophyta, Magnoliopsida, Solanales, Solanaceae. Gene Ontology annotation, biological process: protein dephosphorylation. Gene Ontology annotation, molecular function: protein serine/threonine phosphatase activity. The coding region runs from base 131 to 2149 and encodes 672 amino acids. The record is from RefSeq and is a predicted model, not a curated record.